CAUGAUCUGUGAACUUGAAGAUGGCUUUCAAACCCUACCCCAUCCUCCAGUUGUCUUCUCUUCGAAUUACCCAGGCUCUGGACCUUCCCUCUGGGCCCCCAUGAGGCUCCCAGCUCUCCUGGGUCUGCUGAUCCUGGUGCUACAGGAGGCAGGGGCAGCUUCUUUCCCAAGGAAGGAGAGGAAGAGAAGAGAGGACCAGAGCAAAGUGGAGGGCGAUUCUCACGCAGUUCUGCACCUGGUCUGCUGUGUUCUGAGCCUGGACAGCCACGGGGACAUCACUGACCCGAGCAGCUCUGAAGAGCUCACAGACUAUGGGGACCAGCUCCCGGAGGUUAAAAAGACAAGCCUGGCUCCCCCAACCAGGAUCCACCCCACCCCGAGCACUAUGGCUCCAAGGACACCAUCUUCAGUCCCCCUUACGCCGGGCCUGCUGGGUUCCCCAACCAGCCACGGCCUGCACACCUGCCUCAUCUGCGUAUGCCUCAGUUCCUCUGUGUACUGUGAUGACGCCAACCUGGAGAACAUCCCUCCUCUUCCCCAGACGACCACCUACCUCUACGCCCGCUUCAACCGCAUCAGCCGCGUACGGGCCGGAGACUUCCAAGGGCUGACAAAACUGAAGAAGAUUGACCUCUCCAGCAACGACAUCUCCUCCAUCGAUGAUGAUGCCCUGCACUUGCUGCCUGCCCUGCAGGAACUGAUCCUUCCAGAGAACAAGCUGGCAGCUCUGCCCAUGCUGCCCAGGGCCAUUGAGUUCCUGGAUGUCCGCCGGAAUCGGCUCCAGAGCUCAGGGAUACAGCCGGAGACCUUCAGGGUGCUGGAGAAGCUGCGGUUCCUCUCCUUGGCAGACAACCAGCUGGAUUCCAUCCCCAGGCCCCUGCCCCUGAGCCUGCGCUCACUACACCUGCAGAAUAACGUGAUAGAGACCAUGCAGACAGACACCUUCUGUGAUGCUGGGGAACACAAGCACCUCCGGAGGCGGCUGGAAGACAUCCGCCUGGACGGCAACCCCAUCAACCUCAGCCUCUUUUCCAGUGCCUACUUCUGCCUGCCUAGGCUUCCCACAGGCCGCUACACCUAGCUUUGACACCUCCACUCCUCUGGAUCAGGGAUUCCUGAUGGAUUUGAAGAGAGCCAUUGAUGAGAAUGGAGAACCGACGUGAAUCUUCCCCUGCGCCCUCCUUGUAGCUCCUCCCUAACCCCUGGCCCACUGGCUGGCCUCUGAGGGGGGCUCCCACCAGCCUGUUUCCCGGCCACCCCAGUUUCGGCUCUUCCCAGUCUCUCUUCCAUGUUCAACCACCAGAGGGUGAACUUGUGCAAAGAUAAAUAA
Molecule: messenger RNA, 1330 nt
Organism: Choloepus didactylus (southern two-toed sloth)
Lineage: Eukaryota; Metazoa; Chordata; Mammalia; Pilosa; Megalonychidae
Gene: OPTC
Product: opticin
Exons: 8
Coding region: 2-1081 (359 amino acids)
Molecular function (GO): protein binding
Source: RefSeq, a predicted model, not a curated record